Messenger RNA from Prunus persica (peach), 3696 nucleotides. RefSeq lists its product as uncharacterized. The coding region runs from base 645 to 3278 and encodes 877 amino acids. The transcript has 13 exons. Gene Ontology annotation, cellular component: histone methyltransferase complex. Gene Ontology annotation, biological process: DNA recombination; positive regulation of DNA-templated transcription; DNA repair. Gene Ontology annotation, molecular function: metal ion binding; histone H3K4 methyltransferase activity. The record is from RefSeq and is a predicted model, not a curated record. NCBI's taxonomy places the organism in Eukaryota, Viridiplantae, Streptophyta, Magnoliopsida, Rosales, Rosaceae.
UAGUUAUUUCAAAUACACUGAAUCUAAUGUUUUCUAGUAAUUUUUUUUAAAAUUAAUUUUAUUUCUAGCAGAUUUAGCAUUAUUGUCAAAUCUUCAAAUUCAUUCUUUCUUUCAAAUUCCUCCAUCCCAAAGCAGCAUGUACUGUACAUAUCAAACAUUGAAGUAGUAAUAGAUUAUUUCAUGAUUACCAUUUUCAUUGAAAAGAAAAGAAAACUUUAUUUUUUGGUAUAUAAAAAAAAAAAGAAAAAAAAAAAGGGGACUUAUUCAUUGUUCUCUUCUUGGAACAGCACCACAUAAAGCCCAAAGGCAUUUGACACGUACGAGGCCCUCGCCCAAUUACCAUAUAAACCCAAACCUAAUAAAUAAACUCUAACAAACAAGGCCGCAGAAGAAAAAGCCCUCUUUCUUUCCCGUUCUCUUUCUCUCGCUCGCUCGCUCGCUGACUCGCCUCACAACAAUCAUCGUCAGCGAAUUAUCACACAGUCACCCCACUCAUCACACCUAAUUGUAAUUGAAGCUUUUAUUUUUAUUUAUUUUUAUUUUGGUUUUUAAUUUGGCUUUUAUUUUCCAAGUAAAAAUUUUGGGAGGGAGGGAGGGCGAUCCCUAAACCCAAUUUUUUUCAAAUCUAAAUCUUCUCUCGCAAUAUGGCAUUUCACGUCGCUUGCCCAAUUACAUGCCGCCGAAUCUGCGACUGUCCGCUAGGGUUUCCUCGCACUCUCGCCACCGACAAUGCCAAGACCUUGUUCCUCCAAGACGUGCUUCGAGUCCACGACUUUCUCAUCGAUCCCACCGGAAUUAGGGCUCGCGACGAAGGCAAAACAGUCCAGGUCGCCGUUCCGAGAGUUGCGCCGCCGCCUCCUCCUCCUCAGCCGGUUCUCCCAUCGAUCGUCGGUGAUGUUGCCGUUGUUGUUGAUGAUGAGUCGGCGGCCGCGGCCUCCGCGCAGGCCAAGAGGGCCGCGCUCCAGCGCAAGGCUGCCGCGGAUAUGGUCGCCGCGGAGGACUUCGUUCGGCGAUUCGAGUCCGGUUAUUUGUCGGAUACCUCAAGAGGCGUUGUGCGAGAAGAACAGGCUCAGUCCAAUGUCAAUGUUAUGUGCCGGAUAUGUUUUUGUGGUGAAAACGAAGGAAGUGAGAGAGCAAGAAGGAUGCUUCCAUGCAAAACCUGUGGCAAGAAGUACCACAGGAACUGCAUAAAAGUCUGGUCUCAACACAGAGAUCUAUUUCACUGGAGUUCAUGGACGUGCCCCUUGUGCCGAAUUUGUGAGGUAUGCCGAAGAACAGGAGAUCCAAACAAGCUUAUGUUCUGCAAGAGGUGUGAUGGUGCUUACCAUUGUUACUGUCAGCAUCCUUCACACAAGAAUGUUUCUCCUGGACCUUAUGUGUGCCCAAAACAUACACAGUGUCACAGCUGUGGGUCAAAAGUCCCAGGAAAUGGCUUAAGUGUAAGGUGGUUUCUGGGAUAUACUUGCUGUGAUGCGUGUGGAAGAUUAUUUGCAAAGGGGAAUUAUUGUCCGGUCUGCUUGAAGGUUUAUAGAGAUUCAGAAUCAACACCGAUGGUUUGCUGUGAUAUUUGCCAGCGCUGGGUGCAUUGCCAAUGUGAUGGAAUCAGUGACGAGAGAUAUCAGCAGUAUCAGUUAGAUGGAAAUCUCCAGUACAAAUGUGCCACGUGCCGUGGAGAGUGCUACCAGGUCAAGAAUAAUGAGGAUGCUGUGAAAGAGCUUUGGAGGAGAAAAGACGCCGCUGAUAAAGAUUUAAUUUAUAGUUUGAGGGCUGCCGCUGGGCUGCCAACUCAAGAAGAAAUAUUUUCUAUUUCACCCUAUUCUGAGGAUGAAGAAAAUGGCCCUCAAAUAUUAAAGAAUGAACUUGGGCGUCAAUUAAAAUUAUCUGUCAAAGGGUUGGUUGAUAAGUCACCAAAAAAGACCAAGGACAGCGGAAAGAAAUCUUUAAAUAAAGUGUCUGCUAAGAAAAAGGAACAGCAGGAUUUCUUAAUUGGUACAACCGAAGUGAACCAGAGUUUUGGUGGACAUGAUGAUUCACAGUCAUUUGGAUCUAGCUUGGGCUAUGACAAGAAUGAUGAGAUGCAGUCCUACAAAAAUGCAGAACCAGACGUAUAUUUUUCACCCGUCACUGGAAUGGGCCACACCAAAGAGAUUUGUUCUGUCAACGAGCCAGGUGUUUUGAAGCACAAGUUUGUUGAUGAAGUGAUGGUGAGUGAUGAAGAUCGGAGUUCCAAGGCCGUUCGUAUCAAGGGUAAGUCUCAUGGUCUUGAUAGCGGAGAGGAUACUGCAAAGCAUGCUGGAAAGUCAAAGCCUGUGAAAGGGAAGAAGUUAGUUAUAAAUUUUGGUGCACGGAAGAUAAAUAUAACUAAGUCUCCAAGGUCUGAUGUUUCAACUGGUCAAAGAGAACAAGAUGUGGUGACCUCGAAUGGCAGUGAAGAUGUGAGCCAGCAGAAGGCAAGUCGUAUGGUGGAUAGACAUGAUGGUUCUGCUAAUAUCGGUGAUGCUAAAGACAGAAGCGAUUAUUCUGGCCAUUUGAAAGGUUCAAAGGUUGCUGGAAGAGAAGGAAAUUUUAUAAAGUUGGGAAAAGUUAGGUCAGGAGCUUCUGAUUCUAUCCCUAAAGUUGCUAGAGGAGAUAAGGUUGAUGGAUACGAAGACGUUCCUCCAGAGCCGGUACAUGGUUCGUCUGGAAAAAGCAUUGAAGGGGGCACGACUGCAGUUGUGCCUGUAGGUGAAGUCCCGACUAUGAGAAAUGAGAGGGUAUACUCCCGCAAGCAAUCACAAAGCAGGUCUAAUAUACGUAGUGAAAGCAAUGAUGAUCCUGCUCAGACACCUGUUUCACAUUCGCCGGCCAAGGAUACAAAACCUUUAUUGAAGUUUAAGCUUAAGAAACCUAAUCUCGAAAAUCAGAGUUCUUCCUACCAGGAGGAAGAAAAAAGUUACGUUAAGGGCCAACGGUCAAAAAGAAAGAGACCGUCACCUUUUAUGGAGAAAACGUCAUUUAGUGAGAAUGAUGAUAAGACACAAUCAGUUCAAGAUAAUCUAAUGGAUGAGAUCAUGGAUGCUAAUUGGAUAUUGAAAAAGUUGGGCAGAGAUGCAAUUGGAAAGCGAGUUGAAGUUCAGCAGCUAUCUGACAAUUCAUGGCACAAGGGAGUGGUUACUGACAUAAUUGACGGCACAUCAACGCUAUCUGUUACUCAGGAUGAUGGCAAAGUCAAAUCUCUGGAACUUGGGAAGCAAGGGGUUCGUUUUGUAUCUCAAAAGCAGAAGAGGUCGAGAACAUGAAGUCUGUCCCAUUAAGAUGGAAAGAAAAUUCUGUGUUUCCAAAGGCCUGAAAACAUAUGUUGUAGCAUUUCUGGUGGCUGGUAUUUAUGCUCAUUCGUUUCACUUCACUCUUUCGAGAGUUGUAUGUGGGGCUUUUCAGUCUUCCUUGAAGAAUUUGCUCUGGUCGACUAGGGUAGUUCCAAGGUAGGCAGGCAAGCAAAGCUUUUUCUUUCGACAGCUGCCUCAUUCUCUGAAUGUAUGUAGAUAGAUAGGUUUUUGUUUUUGCGUACUCAGAAUUGAUAAUUUAGAAUUUGCUGUAACAGGAUAGGAAUGAACAGCGUGAAAUUAUUGGGUGCUGUUUUUAUUCAGGCUGGCUAGACGCAGUUUCCGAGUCUUUACAAAUUAAUGGAAUUGAAUAUGUUGAAGUUAUGUUACCAUA